This is a messenger RNA of Exophiala xenobiotica, 1707 nucleotides long. RefSeq lists its product as uncharacterized. The record is from RefSeq and is a predicted model, not a curated record. NCBI's taxonomy places the organism in Eukaryota, Fungi, Ascomycota, Eurotiomycetes, Chaetothyriales, Herpotrichiellaceae. The coding region runs from base 1 to 1635 and encodes 544 amino acids. Gene Ontology annotation, biological process: DNA-templated transcription. Gene Ontology annotation, molecular function: DNA binding; zinc ion binding. The transcript is spliced from 2 exons.
AUGAGAGAUGAGCUCAUGCGAGUAUAUGUCUGCUAUGUGCAUCCAUUCUUGCCGCUUCUGGACCUUGGAGCAUUCAUCAAAGCUGUCGCUAGCGAAGAUGAGACUUGCAAAAUCAGCCUAAUAUUAUUCCAGGCUGUCAUGUUUGCUGGAGCAUCGUUUGUCGACAUGAGUUGCCUUGAAUCUGAGGGCUUCCAGGAUCGCAAACAGGCUUGCAGAGCACUGUUCCGCAGACUCAGGCUAUUGUACGAUGCCGAUGUCGAACCUGAUCCUACCACGCUUGUAAAGGUCUUGCUUCUGAUGACCUACCAGUGUGACAAGCCAGGAGACACCAAAGGCCGAUUCUACUAUCUGAGGAUCGCAGUAUCACUUGCGGCCGAUAUUGGACUCAAUGAAAGCCUUACGUCAGGCCACCAUUCAACAAAGCAACUGAAAAUGAAGCGCAGACUAUGGUGGUGCUGUCUGAUGAGAGAGAACUUGCUGGCCAUGAGCGAACGACGGACAGCCGGCAUCUCUACAGACAUUUCAACCGUCCCAAUUCCGCAUCUGGAUGACCUCAAUGAUACAGAUCUGUCCGAAGCAUUGUGCAGAUUUUACAUGCCCAACAGCGAAACAGAUGCAAGGAUUCUGAGCAAGUUGUGCAUUCAGAAGAUCAAACUGUGCGUUCUGAUCGACCGCAUCCUCGAUACUUUAUAUGAGUUGGGCCACCACCAACCCUUGACAACCACUGGGCCUGCAAUGCUCCUCAUCCCCAAACUGUCGGACUCACUGACGGCUGAAGGCAUUGCUCGGGACCAGGAAUUACGCCAAUGGUAUGCAGAACUGUGCUCUACCGAGGGGAGCAUGGUUGGUCAGGAUCAUCGUCGUAAUGGAAGAGUAGUAGGCCCACAUUCUGCCAUACUCGAAAUGCUCUUUUACACGGUCGUCGGUAUGGUCCAUCGACCUCUGCUCCUCCACACCCAGUCGAAGGAGUCGGCUGCCAAUGCACUCCAGGACUUCUCCAGGCAGACUCUGAGACUGGCCGCUCAAAGAAUCACCGACAUAGCAAACCCGUUGGCAGAAGGGAAUCUGAUACGAUUUCUGCCGUCAGUAGGGGUGCCGGCGCUCCUUGCUGCCAGCAUGCAACACGUAAAGGACGCCUUGUCCGCAAACCACACCAUCAGCGCCGCUGCACUCAUGUCUCUCGAACAGACCAUGCAUUCUAUGGUUGAGCUACGAGGAAUUCAUUGCCCGGUUGAAUGCACUAUGGGCCUCUUCGAAUUCGUCCGAAGUAGAAAGAUCAACAGCCAGCAUACGGCGCUAGGACAGGAGUCAGUGCCUCAAUACCCUGGAGAACGACCGAGAAGCUUCGCUACUACUUCUACAAGAGACAGCCGGACUUCACUAGGCCACGAAACCUUGGUUUACAACAACCCAGAUCAGUCUGCAUCAGUACUUCUUAAUCAAAAGCAUGCUUCGACUGGUGCGGCUUUGACUGCCACCGUGGAUGACGAUUCGACUCGACAUGGCCGUGCCACUGGGAUUCAACAAGAAGAAUUGCUAAAUUUCCGCUUACCCUUCGCGAAUAUCGAAAGCCUUACCGAAGCCGUUCUUUCUGGGGUUUGUGAUGCUGCAGACUUUAACGCCUUUCAUUCGUAGGGCUUUUGUCCCUGGACACAACAGACAAUGAUGCAUUCACUCCGAGUGAGCGGCAGACACGCAAAAAACUUG